Oncorhynchus kisutch (coho salmon) is the source of this 3484-nucleotide messenger RNA. Its product is annotated as neuronal acetylcholine receptor subunit alpha-7. The record is from RefSeq and is a predicted model, not a curated record. Bases 229 to 1755 code for a protein of 508 amino acids. Gene Ontology annotation, molecular function: transmembrane signaling receptor activity; acetylcholine-gated monoatomic cation-selective channel activity. The transcript has 10 exons. Gene Ontology annotation, cellular component: postsynaptic membrane. NCBI's taxonomy places the organism in Eukaryota, Metazoa, Chordata, Actinopteri, Salmoniformes, Salmonidae. Gene Ontology annotation, biological process: monoatomic ion transmembrane transport.
ACCAGACAGACCCCUCUGUUGUCAAACAUAUUUAGUAGGAGGGGCCGCGGCUGCGGCUUUAUCUAGGUCCCAGACCCACUGCUGCCGCCUCCUCUGCUCACAUCUCUUCCCGCCUUCACACUUCAGUGAGGAAGACUAUGGAGGAUGAUCAUUGAUGUUUGAUAUUUGUAUGAAUUAAAAUACAUCCGGAGUUCAGCGGGUCUAUGCCAGACACUUCUAUUGAACGCAAUGAUGGGUCCAUGGAACGCUCUCCUCUACAUUGCAGUCACUGUCUGCCUAUUGAAGGUGUCCCUCCAAGGGGAACCCCAGCGGAGGCUGUACAAGGAUCUUAUGGCCAACUACAACCCACUAGAAAGGCCAGUGUUCAAUGACACCCACUCCCUCACCGUCAACUUCAGCUUUAGUUUGAUGCAGAUCAUGGACGUGGAUGAGAAGAACCAGGUUUUAACAACCAACAUAUGGCUGCAGCUGUACUGGAAUGAUUAUUACCUGCAGUGGAAUCAGUCUGAGUACCCCGGGGUGGCCAAUGUGAGAUUCCCUGAUAGCCAAAUCUGGAAGCCAGACAUCCUGCUAUAUAACAGUGCCGAUGAGAGAUUUGAUGCUACCUUCCAUACCAAUGUGUUGGUCAACUCCUCUGGGUCCUGCUCCUACUUGCCUCCAGGCAUCUUCAAGAGCACCUGCUACAUCGAUGUGCGCUGGUUUCCCUUUGAUCUCCAGAGGUGUGACCUGAAAUUUGGCUCUUGGACCUAUGGGGGCUGGUCUCUGGACCUACAGAUGAUCGAGGCAGAUAUCACAGGUUACAUCCCCAACGGAGAGUGGGACCUAGUCGAGGUGCCGGGGCGCAGAAACGAGCGCUUCUACGACUGUUGUAAGGAGCCUUACCCUGACGUAACCUUUACCGUGGUGAUGCGUAGACGUACCCUCUACUAUGGCCUCAACCUCCUCAUCCCAUGUGUUCUCAUCUCCACCUUGGCCCUGCUUGUCUUCCUACUGCCUGCAGACUCUGGGGAGAAGAUAUCACUGGGGAUAACAGUGCUGCUCUCACUGACCGUCUUCAUGUUGCUGGUUGCAGAGAUCAUGCCUGCAACCUCUGACUCAGUACCUCUAAUAGCUCAGUACUUUGCCACCACCAUGGUCAUUGUGGGUCUCUCUGUGAUCGCUACGGUUCUGGUCUUACAAUAUCACCAUCACGAUCCUGAUGGAAGCAAGAUGCCUAAGUGGACUCGGGUGAUUCUGCUCAACUGGUGCGCCUGGUUCCUGCGUAUGAAGCGGCCCGGUGAGGACCGUGUACGCCCGGCCUGCCACAACAAGCAUCCCCGUGGGAGCCUCACCAGCAUGGACCUGAACACCAACGCCUCAGCCCCCCACUCCACCAACGGCAACAUGCUCUACAUCGGCCUGGAGAGCAUGCACUACACUACAGCUGCCACCUCCCCCGACUCCGGAGUGCUGUGCGGCCGUCUGGUGUGUGGUCGGGGGGAGGACGAGGUGCUCUUGCCCACACGGGCCACCUCUUUGGCGGGGAGCCUGGAGCCCGAUCUGGCCAAGCUCCUGGAUGAGGUGCGCUACAUCGCCAAGCGUUUCCGAGACCAAGAUGAGGAUGAGUUGGUGUGCAACGAGUGGAAGUUUGCGGCGUCAGUGAUCGACCGGCUCUGUCUCAUGGCCUUCUCUCUCUUCACCAUCCUCUGCACCAUCGGUAUCCUCAUGUCGGCACCUAACUUUGUAGAAGCCAUUUCCAAAGACUUCUUUACCUGAGAGCUUGAAACGUUCACAUGCUUUAGCCAAUAAAUACACUACAUUGUUUUUGAAAUCUCACAUUACAAGACACAUACUUAUAUAAAAUGAUUGAAUAUUUGUCUGUGAUAUAGAGAGAGAAUACAUUAUGUCUGCAUAAAUAUUCAAUUUACAAGAUGUACAGUUUUUUCACAUUCAACUAUUUCCCUGCAGGAUGUCAUCUGGUGGAAAAUCGUGUUGUAUGUAACUGGCUUAGAGGAAUCUAGGCCUUAGAUGUUAAAGCCAAACAACACAGAAGAGGUAAUAGCCAAGCCUUGUAUAGCUUUAUAAAUACCAAGGUUACUUCAGUUGAAUCCAAUGUGUUUUAGUCCACUUGAGUAAUUGUUUAUUGGCUUCCCUUUAUAACUCUCUCAGUUCAAAACGUUCCAAAGCUUUUCUCUGAUGUGGUGUAAAGAACAAUUGAUGGAUACCUUUGGGUUCAAGGUUUCUGUCAAAGUUAUUGUUGGUUUUGUGUUUGUAGAUCGUGUGGUGAUAUGUAGUGUGUAGUUUUCUGUGAUUUGAAAAUAUCCAUCACAAAACACCUUUUUGAGUUUUGCCAACUUUAUUUCAUCAUCAUCAUCAUCAUUAUGUCUACAAGAACAAAACACCAUACUCCAUCAGCAUUAUGUCUACAUGAACAAAACACCAUACUCCAUCAGCAUUAUGUCUACAUGAACAAAACACCAUACUCCAUCAGCAUUAUGUCUACAUGAACAAAACACCAUACUCCAUCAGCAUUAUGUCUACAUGAACAAAACACCAUACUCCAUCAGCAUUAUGUCUACAUGAACAAAACACCAUACUCCAUCAGCAUUAUGUUUACAUGAACAAAACACCAUACUCCAUCAGCAUUAUGUCUACAUGAACAAAACACCAUACUCCAUCAGCAUUAUGUCUACAUGAACAAAACACCAUACUCCAUCAGCAUUAUGUCUACAUGAACAAAACACCAUACUCCAUCAGCAUUAUGUCUACAUGAACAAAACACCAUACUCCAUCAGCAUUAUGUCUACAUGAACAAAACACCAUACUCCAUCAGCAUUAUGUCUACAUGAACAAAACACCAUACUCCAUCAGCAUUAUGUCUACAUGAACAAAACACCAUACUCCAUCAGCAUUAUGUCUACAUGAACAAAACACCAUACUCCAUCAGCAUUAUGUCUACAUGAACAAAACACCAUACUCCAUCAGCAUUAUGUCUACAUGAACAAAACACCAUACUCCAUCAGCAUUAUGUCUACAUGAACAAAACACCAUACUCCAUCAGCAUUAUGUCUACAUGAACAAAACACCAUACUCCAUCAGCAUUAUGUCUACAUGAACAAAACACCAUACUCCAUCAGCAUUAUGUCUACAUGAACAAAACACCAUACUCCAUCAGCAUUAUGUCUACAUGAACAAAACACCAUACUCCAUCAGCAUUAUGUCUACAUGAACAAAACACCAUACUCCAUCAGCAUUAUGUCUACAUGAACAAAACACCAUACUCCAUCAGCAUUAUGUCUACAUGAACAAAACACCAUACUCCAUCAGCAUUAUGUCUACAUGAACAAAACACCAUACUCCAUCAGCAUUAUGUCUACAUGAACAAAACACCAUACUCCAUCAGCAUUAUGUCUACAUGAACAAAACACCAUACUCCAUCAGCAUUAUGUCUACAUGAACAAAACACCAUACUCCAUCAGCAUUAUGUCUACAUGAACAAACACCA